Molecule: messenger RNA, 2730 nt
Organism: Eremothecium cymbalariae DBVPG#7215
Lineage: Eukaryota; Fungi; Ascomycota; Saccharomycetes; Saccharomycetales; Saccharomycetaceae
Gene: EMW1
Product: tetratricopeptide repeat-containing protein EMW1
Exons: 1
Coding region: 1-2730 (909 amino acids)
Molecular function (GO): protein binding
Source: RefSeq, a predicted model, not a curated record
AUGAGUGGUUUUAACGUUUUAUUGCACAGUCACUUACUGCUAGCAUCAGAAUCCGAGGUAUUAAGGGGUUUUCAUGCGGAAUACAAUGAGGGCAUUCUGGACAGAUGCAAAGAUAUUUUGAACGGGCAGAGUCAUAGAGUAAUAUCCAGUUGUAUCAGAUCGAAGGAGGUUGUUUUAGACGGUGUAGAUGAUUCAUCUAGUCUUCUUUCUGUGCUGGCUUUAUUUGUCAGGAGGUUGAUUGAUGAUAGCUAUGAGGACACACUAAUAUUAGGCAUUGCAUUACUGCAAACGUUUAUACAAAAUAACUACACUGGGCCCGAAGUGUCAAUUGAUUCUAAAGAUGUUGUUUUUAACUUGAAGUUAAAUGAUGAUAUUACCCAGUUACAUGAAUGGCUAAUUAACCUUUUAGCUGUUUCAGGACAACCCGCUUACGAAUUAUGUGCUGAUCCAGUGUAUUUAGUUCUGUCGUUGUUGAUAUUUGAACUUCUCACUGAUCAGCCUUCACUAUUUUUAGCUGAAGAAUUUGAGCCGUCUCUAGCUUUAUUUUCAGAUUCAGAAAACUCUCCAUUGCUUGCAGUUUCACAUUGGUGGAGGGGGCGUGCGCUUUUGGUGCAAUUAUCCUUGGUCCCAGAGGCCAAAGGGCCACAGUCGGCCGUUGUUUCCUCUAUUCUAUCAUCAGUUGAUUUGGUGCGUGCAGUUGUUAGAGGCUUACCAGAAGCUACUGCAGAUGACCACAAAAAGAAAUUGUACACUAUCUAUUAUUUGGAAAAUGUCAAGUGUUCGUUGGCGUUAGGUACCGAAUUUCACUGUCCACCUUGUUUAAUAAAGGUUCAGAAAAUGACGAACUUCCAAUUAAUACUUACUGGUGCUCGUACGAAGAGAACUAAGUUUCAAGAAAAGGCCCAUUCUGGGUUGAUAAUUUUGGCACGUUCAGCAUCUGAAGCAGAGCUUGAAAAUCACUAUCCAGAAAAUCAAAUACCUGAGGAAUUAACGCUCAAUUCUGAACUUUUACUGGAGAAACCAUAUUUCGAGUCUAUUGGUGAAGAGCCAUUGGACGAACAAAUAAUUAAAAAGCAAAAGCUUGAUGGCAUCGACGGUUUACAAGAUGAUAAACUACUACCUAUAGCAAUACGCCAAGAAAACAUACCGAUUUGCCUGAGUGAGAUAGAUCCAAAUAAUCAGCCCACCCUAACACCAUACGACAAUAUUCAGCUAUUGUUACGUCUUUAUACAAUUAAGCAGACAACACCGGCUGGGGAUGCGCUCGUUGAACAGGAAUUAUUUGCCCUACUUUCCAGAAUAAUCCAUCAAGAUGGUCCAAAAAACUGGGGCAUAUUUUCCAGGGCGUUGUGGGAAAGAUCUAUUUUAGAAACGAGCAAGGCUAAAACUAUCGAAAGAGGUAUUUUGCAGAUGCAGUCAUUGGUAGAGGAACUAGGUUUUAAAAUAAAACACCGGAUAACGCCAGAGGCCGACGCCGAGGAGUCCGCUCCUUCACGCAGCAGACUACUAUAUAUUCACCAAUUGCCAUUUGUGCCGCGUUGGCAACUAGAUUCUAAAUUAGCCGAGAAAUACAUGUCCAUGGGAAUUUUAAAGUCUGCUGUUGAGAUAUACGAAAGGUUACAUCUAUGGUGUGAUGCGGCUCUUUGCUAUGCCGCUGUUGGAGAUGAUAAAAGAGCUGAGCAAAUACUUUUGCAAAGGAUUCAAUCUAGUCCAAAAGAUGCCAGAGCGUAUUCUAUAUUAGGUGACAUCAGACAAGAUCCAUCUUUAUGGGAAAAAAGUUGGGAACUGGGCAGAUAUGUCAAUGCCAAGAAUUCACUAGGUAGGUUUUACUAUAAUCCACCUUCUGGGUCUGGAUUUGCCAAAAAUAACAACCUAGCUCUAAAGCACCUAAAUGACUCAUUAAGAUUGCAUCCACUGAGCUUCAACACAUGGUACUUUUACGGCUGUAUUGGUUUGGAAUCUGCGAAAAUGGAGUUAGCUGCAGAAGCAUUUUCUAGGUGUGUUUCGCUUGAUGAGACACACGCACUCUCAUGGUCAAAUCUGAGCGCCGCUUAUACUGAACUCGGUAAAUUUAAAGAAGCUCAUAGUUGUUUGAAAAGAGCUGUGAGUUCUGACGCACAAAGUAACUGGAGAAUAUGGGAAAACUACAUGCUUGUAUCUGCCAAAAUAGAUCAGUGGGACGACGUUUUGGUAGCAUGCAAACGCCUUGUUCAAAUCAAAAGAGACAAAACCGGAGAAGGCUCUAUAGACAUUCCAAUUGUUGAAAAGUUAACAAAUAUUUUGAUUUCUACCGACUUUCCUUCGAAUGAAUCACAAAAGCUGACACAUUUCCAAAAUUCAUGCAUGGAAUUUAUAUGCUGUACCUUACCAUCAGUAAUUACAACUUCAGCAAGAUGUUGGAGAUUAGUCUCUCGUGUAGAAUUAUGGAGGAAAAGGCCUCACUCGUCCCUUGAGUGCUAUGAAAAGGCUUAUAGAACAGUAGCGCAUAACCCAGAUAUUGAAGUUAAUAAAGUUGCAUGGGAAAAUGCGGUCGAAGCAUGUGAAGACUUGGUUGCUUCUUAUGAAUCUCUGGGCCAAAUGGAGGGCAAACAUGGUGCUGGUGACAUAGUUUGCAAAGACUGGAGAUAUAAAGCAAGAUCUGUCAUCAAGUCGUUGAUGAACAAAGGUCGUAGCUCCUGGGAAGACUCAGAGGGCUGGCAGAGACUCUUAAAAUUGCGUGACAAUUUAUAA